AUGCCUUCGUUCCCGGACUUCGAUCUUUACGAGGCUCUCGAGGUCACUAAAGAUGCUUCUGCACAGGACAUUACAGUUUCUUAUCGUCGAUUAGCAAGACUUUACCACCCGGACAAAAAUCUUGAUAAUGCUGAUGCCACUGCUGAAUUUCAAAAGUUGCAAGCUGCCCACGAAAUCCUUUCUGAUGAACGCCAACGCAGAGAGUAUGAUCUUGCAGUAGACUCUGAGCAAUUCAGUGGAGAAAGUUCACAACAUCGCUCUCAAGGAUACGGUGAGUAUAUGUCUCAACAUAUGUUUAGUAUGUUUGUCCGACAUAUUUUUACCCAAGCAUCCUCAAGAUUUGCUCGACCCGAGGCAGAAACAUGGUGCCGAGAAUAUGAGGCUCGAAGAAGAGAAGAGGAAGAUGCACGAGAGAGAGAAGAGAAAGCUACAAGAGAAGCCGAUCGAGCCGCUGCCAGAAUUAAAAGAGCCGAACGCGAAGCUGCCGAACAAGCCAGACGUGAUGAAGAAACCAAACGUGAGCAAGCAGCCAAGUUGAAGAAGGCAAUGGAAGAUGCUGCUAUUGCUGCACGUAACGAGGAGGUAGAGAAGCAAUUUAAGUUGAAAAUGGAAAGAAUAUUUGCCGCGAAAGGUUGUGUUACGGAUGAUGAAAAUGGUUGUUUUUCGGUUGAUGGGGAGAUUGAUUUGGCGUUUGAUGAAAAAGGCUCGCCGGGUUCAUCUAUUCAUUGCAACUUACUGCUUAAGGUCGGAGAUGUGGAGGGGGGUAUCGUCUAUUCCCUUACAACUUUCAAUGCUUCAGCUCGGAAAUGGGAAAGGGAGUGCUGGUGA
Messenger RNA from Sclerotinia borealis F-4128, 828 nucleotides. NCBI's taxonomy places the organism in Eukaryota, Fungi, Ascomycota, Leotiomycetes, Helotiales, Sclerotiniaceae. The record is from the annotation of a GenBank genome assembly.